AUGGGUCCAGACCUGCAUGUCGGAGGUGUCUUCACACCGGUACCACUUGCUACUACGGCUACGGCAAGGGGUGGAGGAAGCGGAACGGGCGGCCCCGCCCCUUCUUACAGGACAGCAGAGGAUCUUACGGCAACCUCGCGGCGUUUGGCACGGUAUGAGAGCCUUCUCAAUGAGAUCCUCCCAAUGGUGUCGCCCGAGGUACGGGCCUUGAUCGAGGAUGCGCGCGACAACGACACGGGAGCGUCAAAUAAUGGCUCCGAAACAGCAGAAACAGAACAAAAUCUGCACCCGCCUACAUUACUUAAAGGCGACUCGAGCAUGACGGGAUCUGGUAGCCGCAUCAUCCUGCCGCUCCCAGUGCCUAGUCCCCAUGUCCCAGCAGCCUCUCGCUCAUCAACGUCGUCGGGAACCUUUGACCCGGUUCCCCCGCCCACGAUUACGAGCACAGGUACAGGAUCCAACGUCCAAACGUCUUCACGGCUGUCGCCUGACUCUAAUAAUUCGGGCACCCGGUUGCCGUCUAUCACCGCUGAGGGGCUUCUGAUUGAAACCGGAGUUAGAGAUCGCUCGCCUACAAGUCUACACCGCCCGGUCGACACAGUUACAGGCUAUGGACAAGACCGUCUGGGAGCGCCGCCAACCUCUCCGACCAGUCAUACGUCCCUUGGAGGUGCGUUAAACGGACCAGGUCCUGGACGUUCAGAUACUGACUCGCGGAGAAGAGACUAUGCGGUCCCCACAGUUUUCCCCUGGCUGAAAUCCAAUGAAGCUGCAGCAGUCCGAAAUUGA
Molecule: messenger RNA, 789 nt
Organism: Cladophialophora psammophila CBS 110553
Lineage: Eukaryota; Fungi; Ascomycota; Eurotiomycetes; Chaetothyriales; Herpotrichiellaceae
Exons: 3
Coding region: 1-789 (262 amino acids)
Source: RefSeq, a predicted model, not a curated record